UCAGAGUUCUCGGAGCUUUACAAAUAAUAGAUUUGAUAUGUAAAGAUGUUGACAGUGUAGUUACUGAUUUAUACUUAGGUAUAGAUGGAAUGAGAAACAAUCAAUUGAGUUCACUUUUAGUUGCACCUGAUGAAUUGAUUAAGUACUUGAAAGAUAUUAACUCGCAAUUGAAAACUGGUUCCACACUUCCACUUGUUGUCACUGAGCACACCAUUCAUGAGUACUAUAGUUUAAUUAGAGUGAGUGCAUGGUUAGUCGAUAACCACGUGAUAAGAUUCUUUUUGAAUAUCCCCUUGAAAAACAAUGACAGACUUUACAACCUGUAUAAAGUAUUACCUGUGCCAACUGGAACGCCUGGAGCAGAGAAGAACCAUCUGUACACGUAUGUCCAGCCACAUACGGACUACAUAGCUGUCUCAACGGAUGAACAGAGGUAUAUCCCCAUGACUCGAUGCCAAGUUAAUGAUUGUAAAGGUAAAACUGUUAAGAUGUGUGUAGGACCAAACGUAGUAAACAACCUUGCCAGUGGUCAAGACACCUGUGAAUCUGCGUACUUCAGGCAGAUUACACCGCCCAAAGAGUUGUGCGACACUCGUCUAUCUUACGUAGCAACCUCAAUAUGGACGGAGAUACCAGGAACUGACCGAUGGAUAUUUGUCUUACCAAGAGAAGAGGUGAUGACAUUUACGUGUCCAGGGACCGACGGUCUCCCGGAGCACGAAGGAACGGAAUAUGUCCAAGGGACCGGACUUCUGACUCUACCCACUAAAUGUGAAAUGUUUGGAUCAUCAUUUAGAAUAUAUAGCAAAAUUGUAUAUAAAAGUAAAAUAGAUAGUAAUGUUAGUAGCGUAAUUAGGAUUCCUAAGAAAAAUGAUCGUUUAGUAGUUUUAGAUGAUAGCUCUUAUAAAAAAUAUAUCCAAAAAACUAAAGAACGUUACAGCACACGUCAGAUUUGUAUCCACUACCCUAAAUGA
Homalodisca vitripennis (glassy-winged sharpshooter) is the source of this 974-nucleotide messenger RNA. RefSeq lists its product as uncharacterized. Lineage: Eukaryota; Metazoa; Arthropoda; Insecta; Hemiptera; Cicadellidae. Bases 90 to 974 code for a protein of 294 amino acids. The transcript has a single exon. The record is from RefSeq and is a predicted model, not a curated record.